AUGUGCGUGGGCCAUCCCAAAAGGCACCCGUGCCAACACACUUCAGUGACCUACAAUCAUUGCGUGGCCGCCCAUUUCGACGGAACUACUGGGGUCACCACUCCCUGCCACAACACCACAUAUGCAGCGCCAGUAGAUACCGAAUCCAAGUGUACCAACCAGCUCUGCUUCUUUGAAGAGCUCGGUGGGAGUUGGAUAUGUUGCAAGUGCGGGAAUGGCCCCAACUACGUGGGAUGGUGCACCUAUGACAACCCAAGAACAGAGGUCAACGCCAUUACGCAGCAGGUAGAACAAGUCACGAAGUGUGUUCACUGUUGUUGCUGGAACUGCACCCCGUACUCAACUUCCGAUCAGGGCGGCUCAAGCCAUGGUGGCUCAUCAAAGCGUGGCGGCUCAUCGAAGCACAAGCACCACAAGUCUUCGAAGCAUGGUGGGUCUUCGAGUCAGGGGUAUCAGUGGAUUGAGAUGGACUACAGUUCGAAAGGGAGCUCUUCAGGCCACAAGAAGAGGAAACACAAGGAGAAAUAA
Diaporthe amygdali is the source of this 528-nucleotide messenger RNA. RefSeq lists its product as uncharacterized. Lineage: Eukaryota; Fungi; Ascomycota; Sordariomycetes; Diaporthales; Diaporthaceae. The record is from RefSeq and is a predicted model, not a curated record. The transcript is spliced from 2 exons. The coding region runs from base 1 to 528 and encodes 175 amino acids.